GAGUCGGAGCGCGUCACUUAAUGUUUGCGGUACAACGUGAUUAAAUGCCGUCUCUUUACAAACCUCCCGACCUACCUAGGGUUGUGAAGAACAUAAAGUUUCAGCUGUGCAAUGAGGGUGACUUGAAAAGAUUGAGUCAUGUGCAAGUUCUUAAAUGUCUUUAUAUGGGGAAGGACAAAGCAGCAGAAAGGCCAUAGACUAUGGUCUUCUAGAUCCAAGACUGGGAGCAAAUAAAAGGGAUGAAUUGUGUGCCACUUGUGGUUUAGACUACCAAACAUGUGUUGGGCAUUGGGGAUACUUCGAUCUACCAACGCCAAUUUAUCAUGUCGGGUACACUUGGCAUAUAGUUAAAAUACUACAAUCAAUAUGUAAAACUUGCUCACGGGUUCUACUUUCCGACCAACAACGUUCCAAGUUUUUGUUGAGCUGUACCAAUCCCAACCUGGACUAUGUACAUAAAAAGCAGCUUCGCAAGGCAGUACAUAAACUAGCCAGCAGGACGCACGUUUGUCCGUUUUGCUCAGCAAUGAAUGGUGUUGUUACGAGAGGCACUAGCCUUUCAUACGUUGUUCAUGAUAUGUUUCGGCACGCCAAAGCAAAAAUUGACGAGUAUGUAAGUGGAUUCGCAAACCUAUCUUCAGAAAAUUUGGACCUGACGCAAGUUAUCCGAAAAGGCUUGGAGAUUAUAAGGCCGGGGAGAGCGCUGCAACUAUUUUCGAAAAUCCCGGAGGAAGAUUUACCGUUACUUCUCAUGCCUUCUGAUUCACAAUGGACGACACAUCCACGUGAUUUGAUUGUUCAGCGAAUUCCUGUUUGUCCCAGUGCAAUCAGACCAUCAGUUGUUUCGGAGGUGCGUAGUGGAACUAAUGAGGAUGAUCUUACUCAAAUGUAUCAGUGGAUAUUGGCUCAAGCCGCAACUAUUGAGGAAGAUAUCGGCGAGGCGGAUCAAAUCGCAUGCUUGGAUAAUUUACAUGCUGAAUUUGCCCGGCUAAUCAAUUCACAGCAAUCAGGUCUACCUCCUGUUCAAGAUCAUAAGUUUAUGCGUGGUUUGCUUCAGCGACUGGCCGGUAAACAUGGUCGAUUUCGUGGUAGUUUAUUGGGUAAACGAACAAAUUUCACCGCUCGAACUGUCAUCUCACCAGAUCCGAAUAUGCGAAUAGAUGAGGUAUGCAUUCCAGUCCACUGUGCUACAUUGCUUACUUACCCUGAACACGUGACUGAAUUCAAUUUAUCCUUCCUUCGAACACUUGUUCUAAAUGGGCCUAAUAAUUACCCAGGUGCUCUGUUUGUCAGUUAUAAACUACGUGGUGAGAAAAAACGUCAAGCCGAGGCCACUGGUGCCUCUGAUACAGUGAAGCGUUUCUUGGCAUCUGAACGUGCGCGUGAAGAUGUUGCAAGAUAUUUACAGCCAGGUGAUGUAGUUGAAAGACACUUACUCGAUGAUGAUAUUGUACUCUUUAAUCGUCAACCUUCACUGCAUCGUGUGUCUAUUCAGGCAUUUAGAGCUGUUGUGAAACCCUUUCGAACUUUUCGUUUCAAUCCGUGCUGUUGUACACCAUUCAAUGCAGAUUUCGAUGGUGAUGAAAUGAAUAUCCACCUUCCUCAGACUGAAGCAGCACGCGCCGAAGCAAAACACCUUAUGCUAUCUCUUAAGAAUAUUGUUAGCCCUAAAAAUGGUGAGCCGUUGAUUUCACCAAUUCAGGAUUUGAUCACUGCAACACAUUUAUUAACCCUGAAGGAUGUUUUCCUUAAUCGUGAUCAAGCUUUUGGUUUAGCUGCUCAACUGUUGGCUGGCAAUCAUUUAGGCCGACCAUUAGGUCUACCAAAACCAGCUAUAUUAUGGCCUGUCUCUUUAUGGACUGGUAAACAAAUAUUCGGUCUUAUUCUUUCACAACACCCUUCAACUGGUAUUAAAGUUAACCUUCGAGUGGCAACAAAAUCAAUGUAUUCAUCAAGAGGUGAAGAAAUGUGUCCAAAUGAUGGCUUUGUCCUAAUUCGAAAUAGUGAACUUCUUGCAGGAUGUAUGGAUAAAAAGCUUCUUGGGGGUGGUAGUAAAUCAAGCAUAUUUUAUACACUUCUUCGAGAUUAUGGAAGAGAAGCUUGUGCAGAUGCUAUGUGGCGCUUAGGCAGAAUUGCCUUAUUCUUUCUUGCUCAUCGAGGUUUUUCAAUUGGACUCGGCGAAGUAAUGCCUAGUUCAGAGCUUGUUGCGUCGAAAACUGCAGUAAUUAACCGUGGCUUUGCUACUUGCGAUAGCUAUAUCAAACAAUAUCAGAUGAAUACUCUGGUCUGCAAUCCGGGAUGCAGCAUGGAAGAUACACUUGAAUCCAAUUUGAGUCAAGAACUGUCGAAAAUUCGUGAUGAAGCAGGUGCAGCUUGUAAACGUCAACUUCAUCCAUCUAACUCACCGCUUGUAAUGGCUCAGUCAGGGUCAAAAGGUUCCUUCUUGAAUAUAUCGCAAAUGAUUGCUUGUGUUGGUCAACAAGUUAUUGGUGGGAAACGUGUUCCUGAUGUGAUUAACGGGCGUAGUCUGAUUCAUUUCCCUCCAGGAUCACGAACUCCUGAAGCAAAAGGUUUUGUAGGGAACAGUUUCUAUUCGGGUCUUUCACCAUCGGAAUUCUUCUUUCAUGCAAUGAGUGGUCGUGAAGGUCUGACUGAUACCGCUGUGAAGACUGCAGAUACAGGUUAUAUGCAAAGAAGGCUAGUUAAGUUUCUUGAAGAUUUGGCAGUAGCCUACGAUGAUACUGUACGUGAUAGUCGGGGCGAUAUAAUUCAAUUUCGUUAUGGUUCAGAUGGUUUAGACCCUUUGGAAAUGGAGACAGAUACAUUACCAGUGAAUUUUGCCAAAGAAAUGGAACAUAUAAGAGCUAGUUAUGAGUGUUCAGAUGAAGUUGGAAUGUCUGCUGAUCAAAUAGAAUUAGCAUUAGAAUUAGUUUUUCAACUGGAUGCAUUCAAUCGUUUGGAUAGUUAUAUAUGUUUAGCAAUCAAAGAUUUUAUUCUCAAUUCAGUUUGCCCACGAAUUCGUAGAUGGCAACAAUGGUGUAUGAACAAUACAAAUGAUGUAAACUUAAUCAAUCAAAAUGAACGUUUGACUAGAACUCAACUUCGUAUAUUUUUGAUGCAUGUUAAAUCGAAAUAUGAAAAAGCCUUGAUUGAGCCGGGAACAGCUGUUGGUGCAUUAUGUGGCCAGUCAGUUGGUGAACCAGCUACUCAAAUGACAUUGAAAACAUUUCAUUUUGCUGGUGUGGCUAGUAUGAAUAUUACUCAGGGUGUUCCUCGUAUGCGUGAAAUUGUCAAUGCAGCAGCCAAAAUAAAAACUCCGUUGAUAUGUGUAACCUUGACAGAUCCUUUCUCGGCAUCACUGGCACGCCAAGUGAAAUUAUCUAUUGAACCAACACGAUUAGCAGAUAUAUCAUUGUCGUUAAGUCAGUGUUUAACACCAGAAUAUGUAUAUGUUGCCAUUAAAUUGGAUAAAAAGCGUAUGGCUAGACGAGGUAUUACAACACCCCAAGUUGCUACAGCUAUUCAAAUGGCAAAGUUGAAGAGAAUCAAACUGUCGCGCGUAACCUAUUCGAAAGACAGCAUAUUUGUAUACCCAGUGGAUUUGAAUGCUCUAGAGACUGUUGUCAAAUUGGUGGAAGACGUGGUUGUCAAGGGUAUACCUGGUGUAUCACGUGUUGUAAUUCAACAGGAUAGAGGGGAACAUCGAAUUUUUGUUGAAGGAGCCCGAUUACGUGAGGUCAUGUCUGUACCUGGAGUUGUUUCUGAGUGUACACGCAGUAACAAUAUUUUAGAAGUGGAACAAGUUUUAGGCGUUGAAGCAGCUCGACGUGUAGUGAUUGACGAAUUGUUAGCUGUUAUGGAAGGUCAUGGUGUGGAAGUCAAUGUGCGUCAUGUGAUGUUGUUGGCUGAUGUAAUGACUAAUAGGGGCGAAGUAUGCGGCUAUCAACGAACUGGUAUGGCUAAGGCUAAAAACAGUGUGCUCUGUUUGGCUUCUUUUGAACGUACUGGUGAUCAUCUGUUUGAAGCUGCCUAUCAUUGUCAAGAUGACCAGUUGACUGGUAAGUAAGCAUUUUCGAUCGGUUGGUUUCUUUUUUUGUCAGUGUCUGUUAUUAUUUCACAAACAAACUGUUGCAGGAGCUUCUCGUCAACUCGAAGAUUGCUUUCAUUGUGAAUCAACACCAGUUGUCAUUAUUUUGCUUACCUAGGCGCGUGUCACUCUUCUAACGUGUUCACUGUGAGGAUCAGAGGGAUCAGUUAGUGAUUUUCCAACUUCAGUGUCCUUAGGUUCAAAAUUACUUUCUUCAAGUAAAUACGACGGUUUGUGUUGAAACCGAUCAUCAAGUUUAUUUUUUAUCCUUUUCCAUCAUAGUUAUCAUUAUUCAUUUUUCUAUUGUUUUUACAUAGAAGGAAAUAAUGCAAGGUCUAUCAAGAUUUGGUGAAUAUUCUAGUAAAAAGUGAGGUGCAGCCGAUCACGUUCACCCCUUUUCCAUCGUCAAAAAACCCUGUAUAAUAUCUCUAACGAAACAAAUGAUGUAAAGUAGAAUCAUCAAUUUGAAAAUGAUUUGCAAACUUCACGAUCCACCUUGAUAUUUCCUACGGCUGAGUAUUUUUUCAACUGCCCAAAAGGGUUUCUGCUGGAAACCACUCAGCCAAGAUCACAAGGUGUUACCUCUGACAUAAAAGCGUCGUGAACUAGCGAAAUGUACUACUAACGAACAAAUUAAGUAGUUGGGAAUCCUUCAGACUGAUGUGUAUUACCAAGCCAACCAGAUCAGAGUGUUCUAAACACCGGACGGUUUUUUCGCUUAUUUAGGCCUGAGCUUAUCAGUGGUGUACCUAGGCAAAUUCAACUCAUAGAGCCUAAUUAGUUCAGACCACCUGAUCUGGAUAGCUGACUCACAUGGACCGGUAUACCUAAAAUAGAAUGAUCAGUUUGCGAGUGAUAUACAAAUUCCAUGGUCCAGGGUGAUUCAGGUUUGGCCAGAAACGAGCGAAAUGACCGUCCUGUGUUUAGAUCACUCUGCUCUGGCUGGCGAAAUACUACAGAUCAACCUGAUGGGUUCCCAACUACUCAGUUUAUUCACUUGUAGUAUCUUCCACAUCGAGUGACAUAAUUGUUGUGAUUUGCUGAUACUUGUAAUUUCUCGUUGGUAUACUAGAUCGACGUGACUGGCCUCUGUUGGCUUGUGGGCUCCUCUGUGAAUACCCAUUGCAGUAGAUGCGCCUCAUCAGCCUAGUGGUUAACGCUUUGAUCUCUGAAGCGAUGGACGCAGGGUUUGAGCCUCAGUGGGAACAGCAUCAUCUACUGGGAUGCAGGAACAUCCAGAUAACAUAUGCUAAAUCGGAUGAAACGCGCGUCCUCGAUCCCACUGCUAACUGUCACCAAUUAGAUCACAAAAAUGAUGUAAUCUUUAUGCUAUGUAUGUAUUUCUAUCCGGUCUUUCUGCUCCUAUUUUCUAUCUUCCUCUAGGUGUUACCGAAAGCAUUAUUCUGGGGAAUCCCACUAAAGUUGGAACUGGCACAUUUGAUUUGCUAAGUGAUAGAUGGGAAAGAAAUUUUGAACUCGAGAUAAAACCAACACUGCUGGAGUUCUGAGACGGAUAUAUUCCAUCAUUUGUGUAUAUAUGAAUACUCAUCUCUUAUUUAUGUACAAAAUCGAUUUUCUCAAUCGUCUGCUUAUUUUUUAUAUAUAUCUUAUAAAAUGAAGCUUUUUAUAUUUGUGUCAGUGUUGUUGUCAUUCUGUAGAUGAAAUCUGUAUACUAGUCGGCUUUGAAACCGGUUACAAUCGAUAUGAUGAUUGUAACUUCUUUUAGUCUGUUAUUUAUUGGUACAGGAUGUUAACAGUUUGUAUGUAUCUAUAAAAUGGAUUGGUACAAAAAAUCUCUACCAAUAGCUUCCUUCGAAAUAUUGAAAGUUUCUUUCAUACACUACACUGUAACAGACUUUCAAGUGAAUCAUCAUUUGAAAAUGUCUCUGAAAACAACACUUUAAGUGACCAGUAAAUUGCUCCUUUUUCUUCAGUUACUGAGCUUAUCCAGUUGGUUGGGUCAAUAAAGUUCCUUAUGUGAACAAAGAAACACUUUAUCCUAAUAACAAAAUCCUUCGUAAUACGAAUGUACAUGUGAAUUUUUAAUUAAUCAUUAAAACCCUUCCUCAAAUGAUUUUAAAUGUUUCAAGAUUUUCAUGAAAUUUAAUAAAACAAUCUG
Heterobilharzia americana is the source of this 6206-nucleotide messenger RNA. Lineage: Eukaryota; Metazoa; Platyhelminthes; Trematoda; Strigeidida; Schistosomatidae. The record is from the annotation of a GenBank genome assembly.